Messenger RNA from Syngnathus acus (greater pipefish), 4024 nucleotides. RefSeq names its product zinc finger and BTB domain containing 7B (gene zbtb7b). The coding region runs from base 353 to 1978 and encodes 541 amino acids. Gene Ontology annotation, molecular function: RNA polymerase II cis-regulatory region sequence-specific DNA binding; DNA-binding transcription factor activity, RNA polymerase II-specific; protein binding. The record is from RefSeq and is a predicted model, not a curated record. NCBI's taxonomy places the organism in Eukaryota, Metazoa, Chordata, Actinopteri, Syngnathiformes, Syngnathidae. Gene Ontology annotation, biological process: positive regulation of gene expression; regulation of transcription by RNA polymerase II. The transcript is spliced from 4 exons.
AGGCGGAGCUGAAGGAGUUGGAGCGGGCCUGAGGAGGCAGUGUCACCGGCAAGGGGGUGGAGGGGGUUUGAUCCGACCGGCGGUGUGGCAGGAGACGACGCCGUGGGACCAACUUGUGACACGAGGUGAAGACUGUGGACUUUGCCGGUGGAUUCCAACUAUUUAUCGAAGAACUUAAUAAAAGAGACGAGAAGGAAGAAGAAGCUGGCGUUUAGGGUCGACACGAAUCAGGAAGUGAGCGCGGUGGGAGGCGACGAGUCGCAGGACAGGUGACACAGGGUGUAAGACGUUGAAAAGGGACUGAGACGACCAAGGAGCCAUUCUUGCCGCUGUUUAUGGACUGCAGACGGUGAUGUCGUCAGGCGAGGACGGUCUGAUCGGGAUCCCUUUCCCGGAGCACAGCAAUGAGCUGCUGUCUCACCUCAAUGACCAGAGGCGCUCAGGGCUCCUGUGCGACCUCACCCUGACCUCUCGCGGGGCCCGCUACCCCACCCACCGCUCCGUCAUGGCCGCCGUCAGUCUCUACUUCCGCCGGCUCUUCGGGGCGGAGGAAGGCGGGUUCGGCGAGGGUGGCGGAGGUUUCAGCGUGUGCCAGCUGGACUGUGUGGCACCCGAUGCGCUGGACGCCCUGCUGGAGUUCGCCUACACGGCCACCCUGACCAUCCCCUGCUCCGGGAUGAGGGACGUGCUGCGCGGCGCUCAGCUUUUGGGCAUCCAGUGCGUGGCGGACGCCUGCAGGGACAUCUUGGGGGAGAAGGCGGAGCCAGAGGAGGAGGAAGAGCAGAAGAGGGAGCAAGACGUCGCCGCCACCGCCGCCGCUCUUGGGAGGCCGGCAGGACAGCACGCGUCCCGAAGGAAAACUGACAGGAGGAAGUUGAAAAAAGUGGGACCUCAUUACAUGGACUCCUUGCCGAACCCGCCACCCGCUUCUCCCAUCUCGUACCCUUCACCUCUAUCGGAGAGCGGGCGCUCGCCGCUCCCUGCCCGACCCCUCAGCCCGGAACCUGAGCAGCUGCUCUUUAGAUGGAGGCAGAACGGCGACCCCGGGGGGAUCCGAGUACCAAAGAGGGGGCCCGCCUUCAACGGAGGUCACCUACACUGGAUGCACCGCCGCCCGGCACCUCCGGACGCACCCCCAGAGGACAAACUAUCCGAGGAAGAAGACAUGGAGGGUUUCGGCAGCGAAGGGACGCUGAUGGAAAGCACCUCCACCGCUUCCUCCAUGGCCGAGCGGGGGGACGGUGUGGCAGUGGCCUCCGUGGCAACGGAGGUGGGCGUCGGCAGGAAGAGGAAGUCGCAAAUGCCUCAGCAGUGUCCCGUCUGUCAGAAGAUCAUCCACGGCGCGGGAAAGCUGCCUCGCCACAUGAGGACGCACACCGGAGAGAAACCCUUCCAGUGCUCUGCCUGCGGCGUUCGCUUCACCAGGAAUGACAAGUUGAAGAUCCACAUGAGGAAGCACACGGGCGAGCGGCCUUACUCGUGUCCGCACUGCCCCGCCCGCUUCCUGCACUCUUACGACCUGAAGAACCACCUGUCCCUGCACAGCGGUGCGCGGCCCUUUGAGUGCCUGAUCUGCCACAAGGCCUUUGCCCGCGAAGACCACCUCCAGCGGCACCGCAAGGGACACAGCUGCCUGGAGCCAUCCACGAGCUGGCCCGGCCAGGGGCCCGGACAAGACCAGCAGGAAGCCGGGGUGGACGCGGGCGAGCGGCUGCGGCCAUCGGGGCCCCACCCCUCGGUGUUCCCGCAGCCCGCCGUGUUGGAAGGCCACAUGUUCCGAGCGGACGCCGACGCCGAGCGCACACUGGCCCUGCAGGUUCUGGCGCAGCUCAGUCCGCAGCGCUUCGCCAACUACCAGGACCUACUCCUGAGAGGCAGAGGGGAAGGCGAACCCAAAGAUCCCGGGGGCGUCGACACUCGGCGCCAACGCUGGCCGCGGGAAGCGGCAGAGAAGAUUGAUGAGGACCAAGACGAAUAGCGAAUGUUUCUAUGUGUGUGUGCGUGUGUGUGUGCGCGUGUCUGCGCGUGUGUGCACGUGUGGUAUGACAUCCACUUAAAAAAAUUAAUAAUAAUCUCACUCAGGUGGCUGGACCUGCUGCUCCAUGUGGGGAGCACUUAAAAAAAAAAAAAAAGCAAAAAAUGUAACAUGGGUUUCCUCAGUCGCUUUCAAUGUUUGUUUGUCCUUUGGCUAUGAGCUGUUGAUUUAUUUUCUUCCCUUUCUUCUCUUUUGUCUUUUAGAAGGGAACUCACGGCAGCACUUUUUGCAACAUGUGCCCCCGCGAGUCUCACCACAGUAUUCAGAUGAAUAUUCGGGUUUGUAUUACCAACGUAGCGUGACCAAACCCACAGACGAGGCGAGCUGUGACGUUUCCAAAGCAAGCCCGAGGGCACUUGGCCAAAAUGGCAGCCGCACAAGCAAUACGCUCUUUGGACUUGCGGGGGCGUCCACAACAUUUUCUUGCAAAGAAAAUGUUUGCCGGGAGUUCACCUUGAAGCAGUUUUUUUAAACGUUAGCUGUAAUACUCGCACGACUGGGAUGCUUUGCCCCGCAGAAAUCCAAAGCUAGAGCCGAAAGACAAUUAUUAGCCUUUUGGGGGCGUUUGUGUCGUCAGUCUUUGCUUAGAGCUGGCGCUGGAAUCAAAGAGAGUUAUUUGAUAACUUCAAGAAAGAGAGAGAAAGAAAAUGAUUGGUCGCCAAUUUUGGGUUCAAAGAACUCUUUUCAACAAUUCUGCUUCAAGCAUUUUCUGUGUUGAUUGACCAAAAAAAGACCAAGUCUUGGUCAAAGUUGUUUUGGCUCUUCAAAGACUUCCAAUACACACGUUUGGCUUCCUUAGUUGAAACAACAAAGGUGAGGCCGGGAGGGGUGGGGUGAACCUGAGCAUUUAGCCCUUUGUCUGUAUUUAUUUAUUUAUUGUUUGUUUAUUUAUUUUGGGGCUUUUUCUUUUUUUUUUUUUUUAAACUAGAUCAAAUCCGGGCUUGGUCAACAGUUUUAUGUCAUCACUACACGUGAGAACGAGGCCCUUGAUCCCUUCGUUGCGCUCCACCAAUGCAUUCCUUGCACAUGUGAAGCCUUUAGGGUUCUGCAAAAAAAAAAAAAAAAAUACUAACAUUCCAGCUUCUGACCAAAGGGGUGGGCAACUUGUGGAACGUGGGCCAGCUGGAGCCUUUUAUUUGGCCUGCCAUGCUUCCAAUAAAUUGUUGGGACGACUCACAAGUGUUGAUUGGCUUCUUGUUUCUUUAGAAAGAGGUUGCCCACCCCCGUGCUGGCCACCAUUCAUGUAGAAGGUAUGCCGCAUGUGCGCUCGAUCCCAAAAAGCUCCGGAGGCACCAAAGGGACAGAUCAGUUCACGUUCCAUGUCAUCUUGAUUUGAAAUUUGUAUCAUUUUCUUUCUCUCUUCUCUAUUUGGUGCCUCCUGUUGGUGUAAAUUGUAAGAUGCACUGUGAUGACCUGACUACUGUACUUGGCAACUCGCACGAGACCAUUUAAUUUCUUUUUUUUUUUUUUGGAGGGGUUGUUUUAUUUAAUUGUUUUAAUGUACGGUGUAUAUAUAAUAUGGAUGAAGUUGCCUUGGUGUUUGUUAUGCUGCACUUCUUCUUCUCAGGAACUCUUGAGCAAUGCACUAAGUGGUUGUAGGACCUCUAAAAUGGGGGAACACGAUGCUGGCUCGUUUGAAAAGAAUAUCAAUGGACUCGUGAAUAGCUCACAAGCGGAGCUGCUUUCAAAAGGCAUUUACGUGAACUGCUAGUCUUAAUGGAGAGAGUCGCUGAUCUCAAUCCAAAAGGAGUGAGUGAGUGAAUGAGUGGGUGAAUGGGCGAGUGUGACUCAAUGCCAGCUGUGAAGUGUACCUCUCUAUACAAAGUUUUUGUGGCUUGGGUUUAGGGAGGAGGGUCUGAGACCUUCUGGCCAUCAGGGAUACUUAUGAUUUUUGUCCUUCAGUUUCUUCUUGACCUUAUUGACUUGUCCUUGUUUCCCUUUCACGUCAUGUCAAGGAACACCAAUUAAAACCAAACAAAGGAAACAAAA